CUUGCUUGUUCAUAUAUCCGCCACGUGGCAAUUCCCCUGAAAAUUGGCGACGUUUUAUUAGACCGGUAAGUAAAACAGACGCGCUGCGCUCUCUUUGGCAUUUGAGUUUGACUAUUAUCUUCUUCACGCGCCAAAAAGUCAAAAAACUCACUCUUCGCUCACUCGUCGUAUACAUACAUAUUCAAUCCAAAUCUGAAGAAGACUCACUAAACCAUAAAAAAAGAAUCGUACCGUACCGAAUCGAACCGGUUUUGGUUUGGUGAUGGAGGGAUCGUCGUCAUCAUCAUCGUCGAUGCAGUCAAAGUACAAAGGGGUGAGGAAGAGGAGAUGGGGGAAAUGGGUUUCGGAGAUCAGACUUCCCAACAGCAGAGAACGUAUUUGGUUGGGAUCUUACGACACCCCCGAGAAGGCGGCGCGUGCCUUCGACGCUGCUCUCUUCUGCCUCCGAGGGAGCGGCGCGAAUUUCAAUUUCCCGGAUAAUCCUCCGGUUAUCGCCGGCGGGCAAAAUAUGUCGCGAACGGAGAUCCGAGAAGCGGCUGCGAGGUUUGCUAACGCGGAAGAGAAUGUGGAGAAGGAGGAAGAGCAAGAGUGGGAGUUGGUGGAGAGUGUGCUUCCGACGGUUGGGUCGGGUAACUUCGCUUCGGAUUUCGGGUUGUUCCCCGGGUUUGAUGAUGAUGAUGAGCUUUCUCCUACGCUUUAUGAUUGCUCCGUCUAUCUUUGGAACUUUUGAAUCCAGAAUUUUACUUUGGAUAUAUAUAUGUUUACUAUUUUUGGAACAUUAUUUC
Messenger RNA from Brassica rapa (field mustard), 785 nucleotides. Its product is annotated as ethylene-responsive transcription factor ERF017. Gene Ontology annotation, biological process: regulation of DNA-templated transcription. Gene Ontology annotation, molecular function: DNA binding; DNA-binding transcription factor activity. Lineage: Eukaryota; Viridiplantae; Streptophyta; Magnoliopsida; Brassicales; Brassicaceae. The record is from RefSeq and is a predicted model, not a curated record.